Hevea brasiliensis (rubber tree) is the source of this 3708-nucleotide messenger RNA. RefSeq names its product probable apyrase 7. Gene Ontology annotation, biological process: nucleoside diphosphate catabolic process. The coding region runs from base 303 to 2585 and encodes 760 amino acids. Lineage: Eukaryota; Viridiplantae; Streptophyta; Magnoliopsida; Malpighiales; Euphorbiaceae. The record is from RefSeq and is a predicted model, not a curated record. The transcript has 3 exons. Gene Ontology annotation, molecular function: nucleoside diphosphate phosphatase activity. Gene Ontology annotation, cellular component: membrane.
AUCAUCUAUAUUUUCUCUUUCUCUCUGUUCUCCGCAAUAUUCUGUUCUUAAACCUCUCAACCACCGACGACGCCGACGAUGCUGAGGUGUCACUCGAUCGGCGGUUCAAGUUCUUCAAUUUAUUCUCGGUUUCCUCUGCUCCGAUAUUGAAUGCCGUAACACCAAUAUAUUUGGCUGCGUCAAAUCCCUGGCAUUCAAGUUUGGGGUUAAGAGGAGGAACAUAAUUCUUAAGCAACUGGAUUGCUAGCCUUCGAUGAAUCAAAUGCAUCAAUUUCCAUAUACAGUAAAUUAUUUCUGCAAAAAUGGUGUUUGGUAGAAUAGCAGAUAAAUUUUCUGCUGUAACAAGUCAUUUCUCAGCCUCCAAGACUUCUGCUGUUCCAUAUACAUCAGUUGGAUUGUCACCACCUCCAGCAGAAACCAAUGAUCAUGGCUUUGAUUUUGCCAACUCUGUCCACAAAAACAAUUUGCGUCUUUCUUCAUCUCUCCAAGAUUUCUCAUCAUAUCGACGACUUGAUCUUGAAGAAGGUGCUUGUAACAUUGGGAUUGAUAAGAAGCCUUAUUUGUUGCAGAGAGAAAAUGCUGGAUCAAGUUUUUCAAAGGAGAAACCAUUGUCUGGCAGAACCCCAUUUUUAUGGAGAAAGUGGGUGCGAUUGGUCGUGAUUCUUUUCUGCCUGCUACUGCUUGGUUUCCUGACUUAUCUGAUUAUAGCAUAUAUUUUUUCUUAUUGGUCUCAAGGAUAUUCCAAGUUCUAUGUUGUUCUUGAUUGUGGAAGUACUGGAACUCGAGUUUAUGUAUAUCAGGCAUCAAUUGAUCACAACAAAGAUAGAAGUCUCCCCAUUGCUCUUAAAUCACUAACAGAGGGUCUUUCUAGAAAGUCAAGUGGACGUGCCUAUGACCGAAUGGAAACUGAGCCUGGGCUUCAUUUGUUGGUACGUAAUACAUCUGGCUUAAAGGCUGCAAUAAAGCCACUUGUUCGGUGGGCUGAGAAGCAAAUCCCUGAGCAUGCUCAUAAGACUACGUCUCUUUUCCUUUAUGCUACAGCUGGGGUUCGCAGGUUGCCAAGUGCUGAUUCAAAAUGGCUUCUAAACAAAGCAUGGUCCAUACUGAAGGAAUCACCUUUCUCGUGCCAGAGAGCAUGGAUCAAGGUUAUCAGUGGAAUGGAUGAAGCUUACUAUGGCUGGAUAGCCCUUAACUAUCAAACAGGAGUGUUGGGGAACAGUCCAAAGAAAGCAACAUUUGGUGCUCUUGACAUGGGUGGCUCAUCAUUACAAGUGACAUUUGAGAGCAAGGAACAUGGGCAUAAUGAGACUGACUUAAACCUUAGGAUUGGAGCUGCUAAUCAUCACCUCACUGCCUAUUCUCUUGCAGGCUAUGGUUUAAAUGAUGCAUUUGACAAGUCUGUUGUCCAUAUUUUAAGAGCACUUCCAAGUGCAGAUCUGGUAAGUGCGAACAUAGAAAUUAAGCACCCUUGCCUGCAAUCUGGCUAUAAGGAGCAAUACAUCUGUUCUCAGUGUGCUUCUAAUCAACAAAAUAGUCUGAGUCCUGUUGUUGUAGGAAGAAAUUCAGCUAAGGGAGUCAAGUCAGGAGUACCUGUGCAACUUAUUGGUGCUCCAAAUUGGGAAGAAUGUAGUGCACUGGCCAAAGUUUCCAUCAAUUUGUCUGAAUGGUCUAAUCAAAGUCCGGCAAUUGAUUGUGAUUUGCAACCUUGUGCUCUAUCUGAUAUUUUUCCACGCCCUUAUGGUCAGUUCUAUGGAAUGUCUGGCUUUUUUGUGGUUUAUCGGUUUUUUAACCUGACUUCAGAAGCUACACUUGAUGAUGUUUUGGAGAAGGGUCAAGAAUUCUGUGAAAAGACCUGGGAAGUUGCAAGGAACAGUGUUUCCCCACAGCCUUUUAUUGAACAAUACUGCUUUAGGGCACCAUACAUAGUGUUAUUGUUGAGAGAGGGUUUACAUAUCACAGAUGAUCAAAUAAUUAUUGGUUCUGGAAGUAUUACUUGGACUCUGGGGGUUGCUCUAUUUGAAGCUGGGAAAGCAUUUUCACCGAGACUGAGACUUCCUAGUUAUCAAAUACUCCAAAUGAGGAUACAUCCAACAGUUCUUAUUGUCACUUUGAUUAUUUCCUUGAUUUUGCUGGUUUGUGCAAUAUCAUGUCUUGCAAAUUGGAUGCCAAGAAUUUUUCGAAGACCAUUUCUUCUGCUUUUCAGGCAUAACAAUGCAUCCGCUACGUCUGUUCUUAGUAUGCCUUCACCAUUCCGGUUCCAACGAUGGAGUCCUAUUAGUUCUGGGGACGGACGAGCAAAGAUGCCACUUAGUCCAACAAUUGCUGGGAGCCAACAAACAUCAUUUGGGUUGGGGCAUGGUCUAGGCAGUAGUGGCAUCCAGCUUAUGGAGUCAUCUUUAUACCCAUCAACUAGUGGUGUAUCACAUAGUUAUUCCUCAAGUAGCUUAGGGCAGAUGAUUGACAGUAAUAGCAUGGGUUCGUUCUGGUCUCCUCACAGAAGUCAGAUGAGUCUUCAGAGCAGAAGAUCACAAUCUCGAGAAGACCUUAGUUCUUCUUUGGCUGAGGCACACAUGGUGAAGGUUUAAGGAAUAAACUUCCUGAAGUUAUGGUAUGGUAACUUUCUUCUUCCCUACAUUAUGUUUUUUAAGGGAAAAGGAUUUAAACAUCUUCUUGAUGGAAAAAAGAAAAAGAGAGAGAAAUGAGAGAGAGAGAGAGAGAGAGAGAGAGAGAGAGAGGGGAGGGGUUUGGGUGGGUUGGGUGGGGUGGCUGGAUUUGAAAAUCUUUUAGCAAUGGAUUUAUUUAACUAAAGAUUCUAGGCAUUCUUUGUAACAUUCAAUUUGUUGAGAAUAUAGCGCCCUUGCAUGAAAAUUUUCCCAUGACAGUGUCUUCAGGAAAAGAGCCUAAAUUUUUGUCGCAAUAUACAAAGAACAAUCUGCUUCUGGUGACAACAACUAAGAAAGAUUUCCAAAAAUGAGAGUUCAUUUGAGGGCAAAUUUAUCAUCUUUUAAGCUGCAUCAGCAUGCUGACCUGUGUGAUUGAUGGGUAGAUAAGGAAAUUUAUCCUGUCCAAUUUUUAUUUUUUGGUGUCUCAUUCAACUAAGAUGUCAUUAACGAAAUCAAAAUGCAUGUUAUCUUCUGCUCGAUCUUAAUGUGUUCCCGUUACAUAUAUAUGAUAGAUAUUCCCAGUAUUACAGGUUAAUACCAUUGUCGGGCUGGUCUCAUCAUUGAUUUCAACAGAGGUUGCUCAGCAGAGAUUUCAGCACUUGCUAAUUUGGUUGCUUUGCCAAUUUUUUACCCAGUUAAAACAAGCUUGAUUUAUAAAGAUCCCAAGCCAUGUUCCUACCUUCUUCAUUGGUUUAAAAAAAUCAUCUGUGUCCUGCCAUUCUUUAUCAGACAGUAAUUUGAUGCACUUACACCACGAGGUAUUAUUCACAGUUGAUCUGGGUGGCUGGAUGACCAUUGUUACACAAAAGCAUCAGAAGCUUAGAUCCAUCAUUCAUGACUCUUCAUUAAAUACCAGUUUGACUCAAAUUACAUAAUAGAUUUUUUUUUUGUUCGUCUCACUUUGUUGCACUGCAAAUUGUUAGAGAACUGAUUGAAAGUAUGUGUUUCAUGGUAGAUUAUAGUACGAUAUACCCAUCAGUCUAACUUACAUAUGACAGUUUUAAAUGAAAGUAAAUUGCAAGGCCAGCCAGGAUUAUUGUCUUUA